AUGGACCCGAUACCUAACUCCAAUUCUAUUGAACAGCCUACCCAAGAAGUGAACAGCGUCCUGAGGGCUCAUGUUUUCAAUAUGAUGCCCAUUCGACUACUACAGCUUCCAGAAAUGAAACUCAUCGAAAGGGGCGACGUCUUCAAGCAUCUUCUUCCUAAAAUGUCUGAUAUCACCGAGGCUUGGAUAGAGGACAGGAUAAAAUCGACGAAAUGGGAAAGUGUUGCAUUUGUUUCGGGAAAGAUCGACAGGCGAAAGCGAGUAAUCGAGGAGGCCGUCACGGAGCGUGCACAGUACGCAAUCCUGUCACAUACCUGGCUGUUGGAAGAAAGGGAAAUUACAUACGGCGAUUGGGUAUCCCAGCAAAACCUUUCUGGAGCUGGAUAUGCGAAGUUGAAAAACUUCUGCAAGGUGGCUUAUCACGACCACGGGAUGACACUUGCAUGGCUUGAUACGCUCUGCAUAAAUAAGGACAGCACCUCUGAACUCGACGAAUCUAUACGUUCCAUGUACCGUUGGUAUCUUCACUCUGCAAUCUGUAUCAUCAUACUUGCGGAUACAUCCAUCAUCGACGAUGUACCCAAGGAUCGUUGGUUCACCCGUGGUUGGACUCUUCAGGAACUUUUGGCCCCCAGUCGAUUAAAGUUUUAUUCAAAGGAUUGGAAACCACUUUUGCAGGGCCAUAACGAUAAAGCAUAUGUUGAGAAGGAUGAGGACAAUAGUGAUGGCGACGACAGCAAUAGCGACGACAGCACCAGCGCAGACGGAAACAAUUUAUCAGUGUUUGGACCCCUUAUUGAGCAGGCGACGGGAAUAUCUCUCAACGAGUUACGGACUUUUGAUCCAGCUGGAACUCGGAGGAACAUCCCUACGCGGAUGAUGUGGGCGUCAAAAAGAGUUACGACACGCGAAGAGGACUCUGCAUAUUGCCUCAUGGGCAUUUUUGGUGUCAGCUUUUCGAUUGCCUAUGGGGAGGGUAGAGAGCGCGCCUUCUUUCGGCUUCUGGAGGCCAUUAUGACAACCUACCGGGAUAUUCUAGCAAUUCUAGACUGGUCAGGAAAGCCGAUAGGGCAUGACGUGCACGCAACGUCCCUUCUUCCGUCAGGGCCAGAGUGCUACAAGCUUGCUCCAGGGGAUAAAAGAUUGGAAUCCUUCGCAUGGUACGACAUACAAGAUUACGUACCGUUCUCCUUUGCGCCAAAGGAGCCAAUGACCCUAACUCACCUCGGAAUUCGCAUUGAUCUGUACUGCGUGCCUGCCACAGUACAUUCCUUUGAGGAAAAAGAUGGAAUUUAUACAGUUUAUAUGAAAUGUGGCGCCCGUUUUUGCGAGGAACCCAUUGCCAUAAACGUCUACCCCCACACCUACGCCAUGUUCGACGAGGACGAGGAUGAAGGAUACGGCAAAGAAUUCAUGUUUGGUAUAUGGACAUUUGAAAGGGACAGUCAAGACACCGUAUACAUCCCUAAUGAGCCUUGUCGAGUAUUCCUGUUGGAGUCUACAGACCCAUAUCAGCCCAUUGAGAUGCCUCGACUCUGGCAUAAAGUCGACACACCUGAUCCCCUCAGAAUAUCGCCCGACUCGCCAUGGGAAGAUGACUGGGACAAGGAGAAAAUAUCGAUAAAAACCUUCAUUCUUUGA
Molecule: messenger RNA, 1641 nt
Organism: Psilocybe cubensis
Lineage: Eukaryota; Fungi; Basidiomycota; Agaricomycetes; Agaricales; Agrocybaceae
Exons: 2
Coding region: 1-1641 (546 amino acids)
Source: RefSeq, a predicted model, not a curated record